AGCAAGGGGUGGUGGCGCAGUUGGCUAGCGCGUAGGUCUCAUAGCUUAGAGUAAUCCUGAGGUCGAGAGUUCGAGCCUCUCUCACCCCAAAUCUUUUUUAUAUUUAUGUUUUUUUAAUCAUACCGAUAAUCAAAAGUCCCUCUGUCUUAUUUUUUGUGUUAAUUAUUGGCUGGAAGUGAUAAGGGCCUCUAGGGUUUCAAAUCGAGCGGUUCGAUCAGGAUCUCCAUCGACGCUACACUGUUAGAAGCUCGCCUGGACUCUCUUCAAGCGGUUUAUGUACGAGGUCCUUGAAGGGGAAUAUAAAUGCUUGCGGUGAUAUUUGAGUAUCGUUGUGUAAUGGCUUAAUUGAUAUUGCGCACUAGUAAACUCACAUUGAUAUGAUAAGGAACGAUGUUAUGAAGGAGAACUGCGUGAUGAAGAUGCGCAAAGCUGAUCAGACAGAUUGGUCGCUGGAUGUAAUCCUGUUGCAAGAGAACAUUAUUAAACAAGAUUUGUAUUCUCUUCUGAAGUCUAGUGGGACAUAAAUUACUGUUGUAGCAGGGGAAAUUGUGGCUGAUAAUCUGGAAUAGUAGCAUUGGCUAUAAAGCAGUAGAAUUUCAAUGGAUGCCAUCAAUAGAUAUAAUUCUUCUCCAACUCAACCCAAAUGGAGAAAGGUGGCAUAUGGAGGAAUGCAACCUGGAUAUGACGACAACCACACUGAUGAGACGUUUUUGGAAGACAUGGUCAUGAAUGCCAACGUUGUUAAAAGGGAUAUGCUUAAAGUUAUGCAAGAUUCGGUUUCGAUAGCUGAAUACCUGUGCAUUGUUGCCCUCGUCGUCUUAGUUUGGACCUAUACACUUGGAUUAACUCUUAACGAAAGAUCCCUCCUGCUUAUUGAUGUAGGGCUUCUUGGAUCAGGUUUCUCUGUUCUGCUUCUGACUGAAGAAAUGCUUUCCCUCAGUCUGCUCUUCCAUUAUUUCCUAAACAUCUCAUUUUUCAUUACUGGUUUAUAUGUUUUGGCUCCCAUUUAUCAAACCCUAACGAGGUCUAUCAGCUCGGACUCUAUUUUGGCAGUAACUAUUUCACUUCUUAUACUCCAUCUCUUCCUCCAUGACUACUCUGGAUCCACUAUAAGGGCCCCGGGGGCUCAUAAAAAUCCAAGCUUGACCAGCUGUAUUUCCUUAAACGCUUCCAUCGUUGCUUCAGUUUUCACCGCAUCUCGCCUCCCGACAAGCCUGCAUGUUUUCGCCAUCAUGUUAUUCUCCUUGCAGGUGUUCCUCUUUGCUCCAUUGGUCACAUACUGUGUAAAGAAAUACUCCUUCCGCUUGCACCUAAUAUUUUCCUUUGGGUUGAUGGUUGUCACCUUGGCUUUAGUUUACAUGCUUCACAGGUUAGUUUUUGUGAUGUUGUUAGGCUUAUUGGUUUUUGUGACUGUUGUGUGCCCAUAUUGGCUCAUACGGAUUCACGGAUACAAGUUUGAGAUCAAUGGCCCUUGGGAUGAGGCUAAGCUUUGUUUUGAUAUAGCAGAUUAAGAUAACUGAUCCCAAACAUUUUUGUGUGAUGGAAGUUAGUAAAACGAUUGGAGCUA
Messenger RNA from Tripterygium wilfordii, 1567 nucleotides. Its product is annotated as phosphatidylinositol N-acetylglucosaminyltransferase subunit C-like. Bases 600 to 1511 code for a protein of 303 amino acids. NCBI's taxonomy places the organism in Eukaryota, Viridiplantae, Streptophyta, Magnoliopsida, Celastrales, Celastraceae. The record is from RefSeq and is a predicted model, not a curated record. Gene Ontology annotation, cellular component: glycosylphosphatidylinositol-N-acetylglucosaminyltransferase (GPI-GnT) complex; membrane. The transcript has 3 exons. Gene Ontology annotation, biological process: GPI anchor biosynthetic process.